Messenger RNA from Thyridium curvatum, 2292 nucleotides. RefSeq lists its product as uncharacterized. Bases 1 to 2292 code for a protein of 763 amino acids. The record is from RefSeq and is a predicted model, not a curated record. The transcript is spliced from 5 exons. Gene Ontology annotation, biological process: cytoplasm to vacuole targeting by the Cvt pathway; Golgi organization; intra-Golgi vesicle-mediated transport. Lineage: Eukaryota; Fungi; Ascomycota; Sordariomycetes; Thyridiales; Thyridiaceae. Gene Ontology annotation, cellular component: COG complex; membrane; cis-Golgi network.
AUGUACGAAGAUGCGUGGUACAACUUUGACUUCCAGCACAAGAGGAAUCCCUCGCAGAGUCAUGGACACAAAAGAAAAGAGUCCUUGUUGCAGCAACCGAAUGGCGUGAGCCAGCCGGGAGAUGCGACUGAACCAUUAGAAGAGCUGUUUGAGGACGAGGCAGACCCGAACACCCCGGCCGAAGCAACUAUCGCCAGAAGAGCCAAGUCAUAUUCCGACUUCCACGACCUUGUCCGAGAGCAUCCGGUCACACAAAGCUCGGAACGGAGGAGAGCUUCAAGAAAGCAAGACAGAUAUUGGGAUGCGCUGGCAAUACAAGAGCCCAGACACAGUGCUUUCGAUCUAGACACACCCAUAUUCGAAUUGUUGCAAGACGAUCUGCUCGAGGCGAGCCAACAGGAAUACUCGCUAUAUCGAGACCAGCUAGCGUUGACAGAGAGGCACCUGGAUACUCUCAUUCAAGACACCAAUGGGGCCCUAGAUAUCCUGGCCUCGCUAGCCGACUCGUUCCGAGCAGUCGAGGACCAGACCAGCUCCUUCAAGUCUCAGUGCGACGACCUCCUCACUGAACAGAAGCGCCUGCAGAAGCUGGCAGAUGAAGUUGGGACCGACCUCUACUACUACACCUACCUCGACAAUGUAACGCGGCGGCUCAAUGCACCCGGCGCCAGCCGCCUUGUGGAUGACGAAGUCUUUGAGGAGAUUCUCACAAACCUUGACGCGUGCAUAGCGUUCAUGACAAAGAAUCCAAACUACCGAGACGCCGAGUCGUAUCUGGCUCGAUACCAAGCCCUUUUGACCAAAGCCCUGCACCUGCUAGAGGUUGGAUUUGUGAGUAGGUUAGACAAGUCUUCUGCCGACAUGGCGAAACAGAUCGCGGCCACGCAGUCGGAAGCUGCUCGGCAUGCUCUGGCAUAUGGCCGCUUUGAGGAGCUGCUGCUAGACUCUUACUCUCUCUUACCAAACAUACGCAAUGUCCUCUCAAAGGCCUUUGAUGAGUAUGGCAGUCCCAAGUCUGGACAGAGUGUUGACAUCUACAGCAAUACUGCCAAGAAUAUUUUUCUGGCGUACUUGGGGACACGAGAUCGGGAUCUAAAGCCAAUAAUUCAAAAGGAGAUCGAGGCCUUCAGAAAUGACGCCAAGGAAACCUCGCCCGAGACGGCCUCAAGGAACUUCGUCAAGCAAUGCUUUGAGCGGUCGUAUCACGAAGCCCAACUAUUCACCAAGCUCUUUGAGAUGGAGCCGGGAUAUAGUACCGACACGGCUUCGGCGUUCAUGGCCAUCAAAGGCCACAGGAGCGACCUGGUCAACGGUGUCAAUGUGGCCCCUAUCGCGACCCAGCUACAGUCGGUUCUGGUUCCCUCAGAAUUGAAAGUCGCUUGCAAUGUUCUCGGAUGGAUGACUCAUGAGUACCUCGUGUUGGACUAUGACGAGGACGAGACGCCCUUCGCUAGGCACUGCCGGGAACUCACAGCACGCCUUCUGACCGAGCACCUGUGGGCGUUCACGGAUGCAGCAUUUGAAGCCGAGAUUGCCAAGUCCAUUUCCAAAGUGCCUGUGGUCGUGGAUGCUCUAAAGAUUGGACCGGUCGUCGACGGGGUGGCAUCGUCCAAUGCAUAUCCGCCGGUCAAGCGCGCCUUGGAGCUGCUCGACUUGUUCGAUCAGUCCAUGCCCAAGGAGCGAUGCCAACGAGACAGCCCGGUGGUUUUCAAGAUCGUCAAGGAGGCCAUCCAAGCGCUGCACCGCGCCGAGGCUCGCCUCAAGCCCCUGAAGACGGGUACCGACUCGGACCUGUUCAUGAUCAAGAAUCUCCUCAUUCUGAAGAACGAGUUGGUGUCCUUGGAGAUAGGAGACAUCCGCAGCCAGGAUCCAGGAAUGCAGCAUUUUGGGCAGAUAUGGGAUGCCCUGAGUGUGGCGCAGAACCUGGUGGGCUACUUCAGCAGCUUCAUCCCGGGCUCGUCGUUAUGGUCUCGUGGUUCUCCCGGCCCGGGGGGUGCCAAGAACGGCACGCCGGCGGUGGCGCCGGAGCAGCAAGACGCCAGCGACCAGCUGGACGAGCUCCUGAGAAAGUCCAUCUACGCGUUUACGCAGCGGUGGGGCGAUGUGAUCAACGAGGCCACGGGCAGGCAGCUGGGCGGCAAGAACCUCGUCAAGGUGGAGAGGGAGCUGGAGGCGAUGCUGCAGAACGCAUUCAGCAACCAGCCCGAGGUCAUCGCCAAGCUCAAGGAGGCGAUCCAGAUGCAUGCGCAGGCGCAGAACGAGCGGAAGGGGAGCAAGAUCACGAGAGUCUAG